Molecule: messenger RNA, 1047 nt
Organism: Danaus chrysippus (African queen)
Lineage: Eukaryota; Metazoa; Arthropoda; Insecta; Lepidoptera; Nymphalidae
Source: the annotation of a GenBank genome assembly
AUGGCUUCAAGUAAUCCUAAUAAUCAAGUUGUGGGCGCUAUGAACGUAGAAAACGACGGUGCAGAGCCGGUGCAGCCUCGGCAACCUAAAAAUUUACAGGGACUUCUCCGCUUUGCUAUGGAAGCUACCAAGGCUGAAGAUGCCCCUGGAAAUUCAGAGCUAGGGCCGAUGGAUGAAGAGAGACGUAAGUUUUUGGAGGAAGCCCUCAAGAGUCUUACUAUAGAUGUGGCAGAGGUGUUACAAAAGAGCAUUAAGAUUUUGAGUGAUUCUGAGAGGAUCCAAAGUAUCCAGCUGGGCCAGGAGCUGCCGGAGGAUGUGGAUAUUGCCUUCUCUAACAUCCUCGAACUUGUUGAUAAUAUUGAUACAGCCAAUGAUUUUUACAAGCUUGGUGGCUUUUCUAUAUUACCGAUCUGUCUCGGAUGUGAGAAUGAUAAAAUCAGGUCCCGGGCCAGUUCAAUACUAGCCGAGCUGUGCCAGAACAACCCGUUCUGUCAGUCUCGAGCAUUGGAGUGUGGAUUAUUCAAUGUGAUGUUGCAUUUAGCCCCAAGCGAGAAGGGAAUGGCACUCGCUAAGUGUAUCUCGGCCAUUUCAUCCAUGGUUCGCGACUUCAAGCCAUCACUGCAGGAGUUGACGGCACAGGGAGGCUGUGAAUUGCUCGCCAACACCCUUCAGGGUCCUGAUAUCUCAGCCAGGACUAGAGCUGCAUUCCUGAUAAGAUACCUGUGUAACAGUUAUGUGGAUGCUAAAGAUAAAUUCGUCCAACAAAACAUUGUCAAGAUAAUAGCAGAUCUCCUCAAAGAAGGCAGAGAUGAUACAUCCGAACAUCUCCUGAGUAUUUUGGACACUUUGGUACAAGAUGUGGACCCCAAAGUAAUCAAACUAUGCAGAGAUCCAGGCUUAAAUCUUGAUAACAUUCUUAAGGAACAUCUCAAGAAUCCAGAGCUUGAUGAAUGUUUCAUUGAAGAGAGAGAUUAUUGUCGGUCUAUCUUGAGAGUACUCGAAAACUUUCCACAGUUUGAACAACUCAACAGCGAAGUGGAUAGAUAA